AGUGCAGUGAUAUUGUUCGUCCAGAGACGUUUCUGAACCAGUUCCUCUGUUAUGUGGAUUUUGGAGUUUGGAGAAAGUGGAGCGCUUUGGAUAUCCAUAUAACGGAGAGAAAACCACUUGCUGGCAAUAGGUGACUGAAGGUCAAAGGGUUUGCAAGAUUUGAAAGAACAAAUCUAGUUUCUACAAGAUCAAAUCUGAAUUAAAUGGCUGAUAAACAGAUCAGUUUACCUGCCAAGCUGAUCAAUGGAGGGAUAGCUGGGCUUAUUGGGGUCACCUGCGUAUUUCCUAUUGACCUGGCAAAGACUCGCCUACAGAAUCAACAGAAUGGCCAGAGGAUGUAUACCAGCAUGUCCGACUGCCUCAUUAAGACAAUCCGAUCCGAAGGAUAUUUUGGCAUGUACAGAGGGGCUGCAGUGAAUCUGACGCUGGUGACUCCAGAAAAAGCCAUCAAGCUGGCCGCCAAUGAUUUCUUCCGACAUCAUCUUGCUAAAGAUGGGAAGAAGCUGACGCUGCUGAAGGAAAUGCUGGCUGGCUGUGGGGCAGGGAUGUGCCAGGUGAUUGUCACCACUCCCAUGGAGAUGCUCAAAAUCCAGCUGCAGGAUGCAGGCCGAAUUGCUGCUCAGAAGAAACUCAUGGCGGCGCAGGCACAGUUCAGCCCGUCCACCAGUGCUGGGGCGGCGGAGUCUGUCAUAGAGACGCGAACAACAGCAACGCAAAUUACGAGGGAAUUGCUUCGGAGCAAAGGCAUCGCAGGGCUUUAUAAGGGACUCGGAGCUACGUUGCUAAGGGAUGUCCCCUUUUCCAUUAUUUAUUUUCCAUUGUUUGCAAACCUGAACAAACUGGGACAGAAGAACCCUGAUGUAAAGGCUCCAUUCUAUGUGUCCUUCCUCGCCGGGUGCCUGGCCGGCAGCACAGCAGCUGUAGCCGUUAAUCCUUGUGAUGUAAUCAAGACGAGACUGCAGUCGUUGCAGAGGGGAGUCAAUGAGGACACAUACUCAGGAAUAAUAGACUGUGCCAGGAAAAUCUGGCGGAAUGAAGGUCCCACAGCCUUUUUUAAAGGGGCUUAUUGCAGAGCCCUGGUCAUCGCCCCACUCUUUGGGAUUGCACAAGUUGUCUAUUUCAUCGGCAUUGCUGAAUUCAUCCUCGACAUGCUUCCAAAGCGCCGGGAUUAAACCCUCAGCCCUUUCCUCUUCCAGUUGGAAUUCAUCAUAGUCAUCUUUGUCAGCGUGGUGUCAGAGUGACGGCGCAAACGGUUGAAGCAGUAGCAGUGGGAAUGAAUGUUGUCUCCAAACAGUUAUUUUUCCUCCUGUCAAGAUGGCCCCCACUGUUACCCCAGGGAGGAUCCCGAAUGCAUAUCUCCUUUUAAAUUAUCAGUCUCAAAGACACUGGCUAGCGCAGGCUGUCUUAGGGGCCUGGUUUUUCUCUUGGCUAGGGGAAAAUGAGCCACCCCUGUCCUUUGAAUUACCAGCACACAUCAAGAAGGAACAAAAGAACUGGACACAUCUCCCCCUGCCCCCAUUCUUGGUAUCAGGGCUCUGGGGAAGAUGAGGGGCUGGUACCCGUGAAAAGGAAGGGCCACUUUGUCCAUUGAAAAGGCAGGUAACUACUGCAAUCAACAUGUUUGCUUUUAAGCGGGUCUUCUAAACAUCCCUCCCCCAAAUUAGCUGGACUUAAAUGAACUCUUUGGAUAUUGAAGGAGGAGGAGGAAAAGGGGAAGGUGCAUCUUACAUUUUGAUUUUAUGAAAGGGACGACCUUCCAAAAUGGGUGUGCAUGGGCAGAACGCACUCCCGCCUCUUGCGCACCCGACCUCUAAGGUUCAUGUCUGUGGAAACACAGUGCUAUGCAGUGUCAUGAACUAGCCGUGAGCCAUUGCCGUGGGUGGGUGGGAAUCUGAAUAAUUUGGGGAUCAGUUUGUUUUUGUUUUUAAUGCUGGAUAAAAACAACAACAACUCAGUAAUACAUUCCUUUCAAUCAGCCUGGCUGGUGCUAGUUAGUAAUGCUGCUGUCCCGUCCAGUGUUCUCAUUGUCUGUGUCUUUUGACCUGUGCCUAGACAAUGUAUAUUCUUCUCCUGUUUCCCACUGGGACCACAGAUAAUGCCAAGGGCUACUGUGGAAAGAGUUUAUCUCUGUUAUGGCUGCUAAUAUUACAGAAGGCCAGAUGGUACAGAGGACAUAGCUCAGCCGAAAUCAGUGGAAAUUCUCUUGCACAUUUCUUGAAGUUCAGGUGCACCGAAGUCAGUGGAAUGAAUUUGUUUCAUGCCAGUUGGAUUACCAGUUUUGUUUUAUUUUUUUAAGCUGAAUUCCAAUGAAUUAUGUUUUAGGGAUGCCAGCUAGUUUUCUUAUUCAGGCUAAAAUUGGCAGCUGGGGGUGGUUUGCGUGUCUGCAGUUUCCACAGGGACCUCUAUACAUAUAUACUGUAUUCUCCCUCCAAGGUGAGGCCUGGUUUUCCUUUGUUCUUUUCAGCAGUUGUUUAGAAACAACUUUGUUUUGAUAGUAAAGUAGAAAAAACAAUGCUAAUAUUGGUGAUUUCCCAUUUGUUUCAAUGGACCAGUUUGCAUUAUCAUGGAGGGGAAAUAACCCAUAGUGACUUAUCCCUCUUGUUGUAUCAUGCGAACCCGUUAGGGUGGCUUGUUGCUAUGGAGAACAAGCCAUCAAAAAACCUAAAAUAGUCCAUGGAUUCUGGGUGGCUUGUUACCCAUAAGGAUAGGCCACUCUGGCCAGGUUCACAUGACAAGCUGCACUGCUGAGGUUAAUUAUGCAAAUUCCCCAAGCAAAUGCAAGUAAGGGGGAGGGGGCUGGAAUAAGCCAUGUCAUGGUUUAUUUCACUCUAUGUGAUUGUGCGAACCCAGUCACUGUCUUUGGCCCCAUUUCACUUAAUCUAGUCAAUUUAAUUACCUGCUUCUCUGGUGCUGACCUAGUGACCUGGUUUGCAUGAUCAAAUUGACUCACAGUGGUUUAAAUAAAUAAGCCUAAUUCAAUUAAAUAAGCCACCAUGGUUUGCAUGCACCUGUUCCUGAAAUCAACCCCACUUUGUAGCUUUUCAUGUCCUGCGACCCCAGUAAGAGUAGAUCGUUGGCAUGGUUAACAAACUACCCACAACCCAUGGGCUGUUUUAGGGUUGUGGGUGGUUUGUUAACCAUGCCAACAACCCACCUUCGUCUGGUUCACACAACAAGCUACAAGGUGGGUGGAGUUGGUUUCCUGAAUGAGUGUUUGUCCAUGAGUGCCUGUAAACCACAGUGGCUUAUCAAUUGUUCAUGUGAACCAGGCCAUUGCUACUUGAAUUUCCAGCACUGUGGGACAAUUUUUUUAAAAAAAAAAAUCUCCUAAAGCAGAGGUGGAGGAACAUGUGGCCUUCCAGAUGUUGUUGGGCUACAACUCCCAUUAGCCAUAUUUAGCAUAGCCAGUAGCAAGAAACGAUGGAGUGGCGGUUCAACAUCUGGAGUGCCAUAUGGUCCCCGUCCUUGUCUUAAAGUUUUGCAAAAAAACUUGGUUUAUUUGCAGGGGGAGGACUGCACAAAUUUUGAAGACAGUUUGGUUUGUGAGGCUUUUUGCUUGCAGUGUGGGCUUUGUUUUCUUGAUGCUCUGCCUCUGUAGAAUGCUUUAAAGGAUACUUGUAUCCCAGUCCAUAGAAAAGAAUUUUAUACACAGAUGAUGUCUCUAUUCACAACUGUUCUUGGUGUUGUCUUAAAUAUUAUGAAAGUUCAUGUCGCUGUUGGACCCUUUGAAGAGCAAGGAGAGUUUUGUUGUUAUUCUUUUUAACGCUGCAUUCAUUUUGCUUUUCCACAGUAUGUAAAUAAGGCUGGAAAAAUGUGGGGUUUAUAGAGUCCUUUCCCAACUUGCUUUGGAAAUCAGAUGUUAAAAAUCUCUCUGUUCUGGAAGGCUGAUUGUAGGGCUGCAGGUGGUGACUCACAAAAGAAUUGAGAUAAAUUGCUAGGACUGGUUUAUAAUAGGAGCUAUAUUUAAUAAUUUAAUUUGCUUCAUUUCAUGCUGCUUUUUUAUCACUGUCUUGUUCACCUUAGCAUCUAAUCAGUGUUUAAAACUUGUUUUUGCAAUAUCUAUCUCACCUGGAUGGCCAAAUGCCACUUUGAAGGAGGAAGGCCUUUAGGACUCACUGCCUUCACCACCAACUAUACUGACACAUUUGAGCACACUGUAAAAUCGCCGAUUCUCUACCAAGGCCAGGAACAUCUGCAAUGAUGUGUUUUGGUAUCUCUGAGACUGAAAUCAAACAACUCUUCAGUGUUUUGAGAAGCACAAUUUUCAGGGUGAAUUUAUGCACUUUAAAAAGCACAGAGCAGCUGAAACCUCUUUUUAAGAACCCUUUGCAAGAAAUCUUUUUUCUUUAAAAAAAUACGUUUCUCAAGUGAAGAAAAAAAAUGAAAUGGGACACAAAAUAUAACUUGUACUGGUGUGUGUGAGAUUUAUGGUUGGAAGCUUUAUUUUCAUUCCAUGUGAACCUUUGCCCGGGUGAAGGCAAGGGUUUAUGGAGGGACACUGGUGUAGACAAUCAUCUGUGCCUAAAAUAUCUUCCAUUUAGCAAUGCUGCCUCUAUUGCCAGCUGCUACUUGUCUUUCCAGGCCAAUUUCUUGCUGAGAUGUGGGUCAGCACUGCUGCUGGUAAGGGGGAAAGGACCCUCCUUUUUGGCAUAAAGGAAAACAUUCCCAAUCCCCCAUUUUAAUAAGACACAAUGAUGUUAUUUUCCAUAUUAUUUAGCAAUUGAAAUACUUAAUCCUAACAUUCUUAUUGCUAUAUUCUAAGGGCACAUCUUCACUGCAGACCUAAACCAUUCAUAUGAGUUUAAUUAAAUGUUUAAAAUGUUAGUGGUUGAAUGCUCUAUCAGAGGGCCCUGGUGCUUUCACAGGACCGCAGUUCACUGGAUUCCAAGUGAGGAGGCUGCGAAUAAUUUAAAUUUGCAGUGUAGAUCUACUCUAGUGUUGGUGCUUCCUAGCUCCCAAAAGAUAACGUCCAUCCUGUCCGCUUAUUAGAGCUUUCAAACAUAAGGUCCAGGGACUUUCAUUGGCUCUUUGAGGCCUCCCUACCCCAUUCCACAGCUAUUUUUAGGGGUGCUCCUUGUAGAGCAAAGAGACUGAUUUGGCAAUGGCUUGCCAUGGCAUCAGCUCCUUAUCCAGUCCUUUUACAUUUGCAAUGCUGAGUACUGAGUGAGUGUUGUUGGCUGGAAUCUGCAGCCAGAGUGACCACUGUGUCCACAGCGGGGCUUCUUGUUCCAUUUAUUUUUGUUUCUUUCCAGUUGCCCCUCUACUCUCCAGUGCUGCCUUUUUUCUUUAGUGUUUGUCGUCCUUGCAUGCCUGGGAAUUAUUUGCAGGUAGGCAGCCCCCAAUGGUGUGUUGGCAAGCAGAUCUGCUAAGGGUAGCCUUUGAGACGGUGGCUUGACACAGUGGGCUGGGACACUUCCUCACAACGGCUUAUUCCUUCCUUUGGCAGUGAACCAUCUGCAGCAGGAGUGAUAAUCUGGAAGUGGGAUUGGAGGGCUGAUGCUCAUUGAACUGAGAUGGAGUGGAAUCAACAUUUUCCGAGAAAUAUAUGGAAGUGGUCCCUGGAUAUCUAGUUGCAGAGUUUGGCUCUCCAGCUGAUUUGCGUCUGAUGUUCGUGAUAUACAUGGUGAUCCCUCAAGCUUAGAGUCUUGCAUUACAGUAUCCAACGUUUAUGCCAUAAAUACAUCUACCUAUAAUGCUCUCUGCAUAUCUGCUAGCUUACACAUAAAUUCGCACCUUUUGUUCUGGGUUAAUUUGGAAAUAUGCCUAACGCCCAACUGUAUUUGCAUUCACCUAUGUGAAUUACAGUCCCUGUUCUAGCCAUAAUUGAUCACUGAAAUAAUCACAUCCAAUUUUUUGUUUCUCUACAGAAGUGUGGCUAUACUAUUAUACUCCUAGUAAGAAUGGUUAAAAUGUCUUAGCCGUUCCACGCUGAGAAGCAAAUAACUUUUGAGUGCUGUAAUUCGUUCACUAAGUAGUUAUUAGCUGUGCCAAUCUGUGCUACCUCUAAACAGUUACAGGUUUGUAGUUCAACAGGGUUUAGGAUGCUCUAGUGACUAAAUGAUACCAAGGUCAUUUAACAAACAAACAAACAUCUAAGUAAAAAUGGAGAAUGCAAUUGAAAAACGAGAAAUUUGCAGCCCGUGAUUUAACAACUUAUGAAAUUCUCACUUAGGCAUGCUACUUGAGGGCAAGUGUCUAAA
Molecule: messenger RNA, 6200 nt
Organism: Elgaria multicarinata webbii
Lineage: Eukaryota; Metazoa; Chordata; Lepidosauria; Squamata; Anguidae
Gene: SLC25A22
Product: solute carrier family 25 member 22
Exons: 10
Coding region: 204-1172 (322 amino acids)
Biological process (GO): L-glutamate transmembrane transport; aspartate transmembrane transport; malate-aspartate shuttle
Molecular function (GO): L-glutamate transmembrane transporter activity; L-aspartate transmembrane transporter activity
Source: RefSeq, a predicted model, not a curated record